Messenger RNA from Carassius gibelio (silver crucian carp), 1777 nucleotides. RefSeq names its product ras-related protein Rap-1b. Bases 136 to 690 code for a protein of 184 amino acids. The transcript has 8 exons. Gene Ontology annotation, cellular component: plasma membrane. Lineage: Eukaryota; Metazoa; Chordata; Actinopteri; Cypriniformes; Cyprinidae. Gene Ontology annotation, molecular function: GTP binding; GTPase activity; GDP binding. The record is from RefSeq and is a predicted model, not a curated record. Gene Ontology annotation, biological process: Rap protein signal transduction; cellular response to cAMP; negative regulation of synaptic vesicle exocytosis.
CGUUCAUUACUGUAAAGUGUCAGGCAGGCCAGCCUUCCGCGCGCUGAAAUUGACGUUUGCAUCCGCGAGAGUUACCGGCCGGGGCCUGAGCACGCGGCAGAGCGGCGGGACACGGCCUCAACAGAGAGACCCACCAUGCGUGAAUAUAAGCUUGUGGUCCUGGGCUCCGGAGGCGUGGGGAAGUCUGCACUGACAGUUCAGUUUGUACAGGGAAUAUUUGUUGAAAAAUAUGAUCCCACAAUAGAAGACUCGUAUAGAAAGGCAAUUGAGGUUGAUGGGCAGCAGUGUAUGCUAGAGAUCCUGGACACUGCAGGCACAGAGCAGUUCACAGCAAUGAGGGACCUGUACAUGAAGAACGGGCAAGGUUUUGCUCUGGUUUACUCCAUCACAGCACAGUCCACCUUCAAUGACCUGCAGGACCUGCGAGAGCAGAUUCUGAGAGUAAAGGACACAGAGGAUGUGCCAAUGAUCUUGGUUGGAAAUAAGUGUGAUUUAGAGGAUGAGAGGGUGGUUGGGAAGGAGCAGGGUCAAAAUCUUGCUCGUCAGUGGAGUAGUUGUGCCUUUCUAGAAUCUUCUGCCAAAUCAAAGAUCAACGUCAAUGAGAUCUUUUAUGACUUGGUAAGGCAGAUAAACAGAAAGACGCCGGUGGAGAAGCGAGCGAAAAAUAAGUCAAACUGCAUUCUGCUGUAACAAACUGCAUCACCGCAGCAGCUCUGAGCCAGAUUGACGAAAUGAAGAACUGUUGCCCAGCUGGCCAUCAUUCUGUUCCUCUCUACAGUUAUUGGCCAAACAAUUAUUAAGGCAGAACACCGGACUCCUCAACUAAAACACAGACUUGAAAGAAAAAAAGAGAGAUGCAGCCUCUGCCUUUUCUUCCAGAACAGUCUUGAAAAAAUAUUUUCCCCCGCUCCUUGAUUGCCAGUUUUUUUUUUUCUCCCCUGAAGCAGAUUCCACAAUAAGUAUGAGUGUCUGGAGCAGAAGCUCCGUCUCUGACAUGGUGAAUUGGGGUUAGACACUCUGGGAAAGGUUUCAGGACUUUCUUAAUGCCUACAGACAGAACGGGGACAUUUCAAAAAAAUGCUUUUGAUUGUAAAAUGAUUUUAUUUUGUUUUUUUUUCUCAUUAUGUUUGGACUAUCACUAAUCAUUUGUAUAGAGACGAAGUGGCCCUUCAUUCAUCAAAACAUUUUCCUGAGUGACUUUUGAACACUGCUUUCUAAUUCCCUUUAAUAUGCUUCAAUCUUUAUCUAAACAAACUGUGAAAAUUACUAAUGUUCUUUUUUUCUUUUGGUGGUAAAGUUAAGAUGAGCAAUUUGGAUCUGUCUAUCUUCAAGAUAAAGAUAUUUUUUGCUGAAGCCAAUGCAUUUUUUUUCCACAAUCAAAAUGUCAUUAAUAUUUCCAGUUUUUAAAGAUAAUAAACUUUUAGUAUAUAUUUUUCCCUUGGUUGUAUUUUGUGCUAGGCUGUAGUUCAGCCUGGGAUAAAUAUCAGCCGUUUUGUGCCUGAGCAGGAGAAGGAUGACUUCUGAUCUCUAUUGCAGAGAUGACUUCUCCUCCGAUAACCGUUAAACCAAUAAUCAAUAGACAGUCCUUGUCACUUCAUUUGCCAAGUUAAAUCAGUUUUGAUGUGUCAGAUAUUUUAUUUUAGCCUUCAUUGUUCUGCUCCAUGGUUUUGUUGAGCAUUUUAAAGUGUCUGGCUGGCUUUUGGUUUGUUUUUAAAAGUAAUGUGUGCUUUAUGAUUUUAUUUUUUACAUAGAUUUAAAUAAAUGUAUUUCAUAUUGA